AUGUCCGAAGUCAAGUCCAAAGGCGGAGCCACCAUCGACAAAGGUGACACUGUCAGCACACCAUAUCGAGGAGGAAAACACGAAGGACAGGUCGAGCAAAUCAUCACAGACGACCAUGAAGCCCAUAAUACAGGGGCCAAAGGAACGAACCAUGCACCCGCUGUCGUCUUCACCGAUCAAAACAACAAGAAAGUCGCUCAUAAGCCUGGUACAUUGACGGACUUGGACAAGGAGUGA
Molecule: messenger RNA, 237 nt
Organism: Exophiala spinifera
Lineage: Eukaryota; Fungi; Ascomycota; Eurotiomycetes; Chaetothyriales; Herpotrichiellaceae
Exons: 3
Coding region: 1-237 (78 amino acids)
Source: RefSeq, a predicted model, not a curated record